AGUAAUGUUGGGAUCAUGUAUUUUAUCCACCCAAAAUCAAUAUUCAUGGUACUACCCAGUGAUUCAUAUUCUAGAAACAGAAACUGUUUUGAUGAAGUCACUUUCCACUACAAGGAUGCAGUAUUUGAACACAGCCAUAUAACCAUCAAUGUCAAUAAUCAAAAUGGGAUCUGGGAGUAUGGAGCAAAAUCCAUGCUUGCAAGAUGAGGAUUAUGAUAAGUUGCAAGUUAAAGAAAAAUGCAGUAGUUUAGAGAUAUGUGUGGACCUGAAGAGAGCAUUGACACAGAAAGAAGAAUUCAUACAAAGGCUUCAGUUUGAGAAUAAUACCUUAAGUUGUGAAGCAAAAGAGCAAAACUUGGAAGUAAAACAACUUCGUCUAGAAAUUAUGAAGAACAGGGCUGAAAACAAUUCUCUUGGGGCUGAAGUGAAAGAAAAGACCCUGGAAUUGAAAUGGCUACUUUAUGUUAUGGCAAAAUAUAGGAGUGAAAAUGAGAGGCUAAGCACUGAAACUAAAGAACAAAACCUUGAAUUAAAAAGGCUGUAUCAAGAAAUGGUGAAGCAUAAAAUUGAAAAUGAGAGACUUGGUGUUGAGGUAAAAUGGCUCCACAAAGAAGUAACUAAGUACAGAACUGAGAAUGAGUCACUCAGGGUUGACACCAAACACCAGAUGCUUGAAAUAAAACGACUUCAGCAAGAAAUAGCAAAAAAAACUUUGGAUAAAAAAGAACUAGAGAGAGAACUUCAGAGGGCCAAGGAUAUGGCAGAAGGUUUCAAGAAGGAUGUUCAUAAUUUAAUGAAGAAUUUCCCAAAAUUGGAUCAAGUGAAAGAAAAAAAUGAAGCAUUACAAAGAGAAAAAGAACCAAGCAUAGAAGGAUCUAAAUUUCCCUCACUGUCCCAGAUGCAUAAACAUCCAGAAUUUGUGCCUGUCUUUAAAAAGUACAACCUUGGUCAUAUAAUUGGUGAAGGUGGUAAUGGCCAAGUCAGAAUUGCCACGAGGAAGUUUGAUAAUGCAACGGUUGCAUUAAAAAUUAUUCCAUUAAUUCCAGGAUCUGAAUGGCUGGAUGUGCCAGGUGAAAAGGGAAAAGUUCCUUUAGAAGUAGGGCUACUGAAGCGGGUCUGUGCUGUACCUGCUGGUCCAAACAUUAUCCAGAUGUCUGAAUAUAUCCUUGGACGCAGAUACAUGUUCAUAUUCAUGGAGCUCCUAGAGUCCUACACGAGCCUUGAAGAUGUAAUAUACAAAAAAACUGGACCUUUGAGUGAAGAAAAAGCAAAACAUGCUUUCCGCCAAAUUGUGCAGGCAGUUUUGCACUGCCACUCACGUGGGGUGUUUCACAAUGAUAUCAAGCCCAAUAACAUCAUGUAUCAGACAACCACUGGCCAAAUUAAACUAAUCGACUUUGGUUAUGGUGAUUUACUAAAGGAGAAAUACUAUCCGCAUGCACCUGGCACACCUGCAUACUGGCCUCCAGAGUGGUAUUUAUUCAGGAAGUACAAAGCAGAACCUGUUACUGUAUGGACUCUUGGUAUCACCCUUUUUGAGCUUUUGUGUGGAAACAGGCCAUUCAAAGAAAAAAUGGAAAUUCUAGAGUGCAAAAUCUCAUAUACCAAUGAGAUCUCGGGAGAAUGUAAAGAUUUGAUUGAGAAAUGCCUAUGUUCUCAUCCUAUUGAUCGCCUCACCCUCAAAGACAUCUCAAUCCAUUCAUGGCUGCGCUGAAACACAAGAG
Molecule: messenger RNA, 1724 nt
Organism: Erpetoichthys calabaricus (reedfish)
Lineage: Eukaryota; Metazoa; Chordata; Cladistia; Polypteriformes; Polypteridae
Exons: 10
Coding region: 149-1714 (521 amino acids)
Biological process (GO): protein autophosphorylation
Cellular component (GO): cytoplasm
Molecular function (GO): ATP binding; protein serine/threonine kinase activity
Source: RefSeq, a predicted model, not a curated record